Messenger RNA from Acaromyces ingoldii, 1683 nucleotides. RefSeq names its product putative aldehyde dehydrogenase. The transcript has a single exon. The coding region runs from base 88 to 1623 and encodes 511 amino acids. The record is from RefSeq and is a predicted model, not a curated record. Gene Ontology annotation, molecular function: aldehyde dehydrogenase (NAD+) activity. Lineage: Eukaryota; Fungi; Basidiomycota; Exobasidiomycetes; Exobasidiales; Cryptobasidiaceae.
UAACGACAAGCGCCCAAAUGCUCCACCCCGCGUCUAGAUAAAGCUGCGAGCGAGAAGGUGGCAGGCAAACGCACCCCAUCACCACCGAUGUCUGCCAUUGAGAUCACAUCGCCCUCGGGCAAGACGCUGAAGGUGCCCACCGGCAUCUUCAUCGAGAAUGAGUUCCACAAGGCCGCUGAGGGUGGGCCCCGGCUCUCGACGCUCAACCCGGCCACGGGCAAGGUGCUGUGCGAGGUCGAGUGCGGCACCUCGGCCGAUAUCGAUCGCGCCGUCGCGGCGGGCAGGCGGGCCUUCCAGACGCGGUGGGGCCGCAAGAGCACGCCCACGCAGCGGAAUGCGUGCCUGCUCAAGCUCGCCGACCUCAUCGAGGCCCACGCCGACGAGCUGGGCGAGCUCGAGUCGCUGGACAACGGCAAGCCGCGCUGGGUAGCCACGACGAUGGACGUCGUCGACACGGCCGGCUGCUUCCGCUACUAUGCCGGCCUGGCCGACAAGAUCGAGGGCAAGACGAUGGAGCUCGAUGAGGGCACAAAGAUGGCCUUUACACGCCUCGAGCCGAUUGGCGUGUGCGCCGCCAUUAUUCCCUGGAACUACCCGCUGAUGAUGCUGGGCUGGAAGCUGGCGCCGGCGCUCGCUGCCGGCAACUGCGUCGUGCUCAAGCCCGCCGAGCAAACACCGCUCACGGCGCUGCUCAUCGCACAGCUGUCCGUCGAGGCUGGUUUCCCCCCCGGCGUGCUGUCCGUGGUCAACGGAUACGGGGCGACGGUGGGCGCGGCCAUGGCGUCGCACAUGGACAUUGACAAGGUCGCCUUUACCGGCAGCACGCUCACGGGCCGCAAGAUUAUGGAGGCGGCGUCCAAGUCGAACCUGAAAAAGAUCACCCUCGAGCUGGGCGGCAAGUCGCCCGUGCUCGUCUUUGACGACGUCGACAUCGAAAAGGCGAUUCCCUGGGUCGUCAUUGCUAUUCUCUUCAAUCAGGGCCAAGACUGCACGGCGGGCUCGCGCCUCUUUAUCCAGAGCGGCAUCUACGACAAAUUUGUCGCACGUCUCGUGGCGGCCAUGAAGGAGCACGGCAUCGGCGACCCCUUUGACGACGCCAACUUCCAGGGCCCGCAGAUCACACGGGCGCAACAGGAGCGCAUCCUCGGCUUCAUCGAGAGCGGCAAGCAGGAGGGCGCCAAGCUCGAGCUCGGCGGCGGAGCCUGGCAGGGCGCCAAGGGCACUCCCUUUGAGGGCGGCUUCUGGGUCGAGCCGACCGUCUUUUCGGGCUGCAAGCGCGGCAUGAAGAUUGUCGAUGAGGAAAUCUUUGGGCCCGUCCUCGCCGUCGCCAAGUUCGACACCGAGGAUGAGGCCGUGGCGCUGGGCAACGACACCAAGUAUGGCCUCGGCGCCGGUGUCUUUUCCCAGGGCGCAGCCCGCUGCAUGCGCGUCGCCGGCGCGAUCCAGGCCGGCACCGUCUGGGUCAACAACUAUGCGCUGCUCAGCAAUGCCGUGCCGUUUGGCGGGGCAAAGCAGUCGGGCAUCGGUCGCGAGCUGGGCGUGGAUGCGAUCAAGGAGUACGUCCAGGUAAAGUCGGUGCACUGGAACUACGGCGAGGACCUCGAGUGGCCCCUGCGCGGGUAGUGCAUGCAAUGUCAUCUGCUUCUUCGAUCUUGCCAGCACGAACUCAAUUCGACCACGAUG